Arachis stenosperma is the source of this 1556-nucleotide messenger RNA. Its product is annotated as probable inactive purple acid phosphatase 29. Gene Ontology annotation, cellular component: cytoplasm. NCBI's taxonomy places the organism in Eukaryota, Viridiplantae, Streptophyta, Magnoliopsida, Fabales, Fabaceae. Gene Ontology annotation, molecular function: hydrolase activity, acting on ester bonds. The record is from RefSeq and is a predicted model, not a curated record. Bases 162 to 1352 code for a protein of 396 amino acids. The transcript is spliced from 3 exons.
UACUUCAAAGACAUCAUUACCUGUCCAUACAUAACAUCAUACUUUCAAAGUUUCCAUUCAUAUAGUGUGAUUUUCAUUUAUUUAUUUUUCCUCUCUUGGAAUUGGGAUAUUCGGAUCCAUUUCUAAGGUAACUUCACUUGAAAUUCCAACCGAAAAUAGUGAUGGUUUUGAGUAAAAGAAGUGUUUUUGGCACCAAUAUUGAGAUGGGGUUUGGCUUCAUGGUUCUGGUUUUGGUGGCCUUACUGUUCAGUUUUAGUCCUAUUUGUGUGUUUGGGGAAAAACAUGAAAACCCUCACAAUCAGAAGAAGCUGAGGUUUGACAAAAAUGGAGAAUUCAAGAUUCUUCAGGUUGCAGAUAUGCACUAUGCUAAUGGAAAGUCCACACUUUGCUUGAAUGUGUUACCUUCACAGAAUGGUUCUUGUUCUGAUCUCAACACCACUUCUUUUGUUCAAAGAAUGAUCCUUGCUGAGAAGCCUAAUCUCAUUGUCUUCACUGGUGAUAAUAUCUAUGGUCGUGAUUCCUCGGAUUCGGCGAAAUCAAUGGAUGCUGCAUUUGCUCCUGCAAUUGCAUCAAACAUUCCUUGGGUAGCUGUUUUGGGAAAUCAUGACCAAGAAGGAUCCCUGCAUAGGGAAGGAGUGAUGAAAUACAUUGUUGGUAUGAAGAACACUUUGUCUCAACUCAACCCUUCAGAUGUUCACACCAUUGAUGGUUUUGGAAACUAUAACUUAGAAGUUGGAGGAGUUGAAGGCACUGAUUUUGAAAAUAAAUCAGUGCUCAAUCUUUACUUCAUUGAUAGUGGAGAUUAUUCUAAGGUUCCUUCAAUUUCUGGUUAUGAUUGGAUCAAGCCAUCACAGCUACUCUGGUUCCAACGAACAUCCGAAAAGCUCCAGAAAGCAUACAAAAGUGGACCAAUGCCUCAGAAAAACUCUGCUCCUGGUCUUGCAUACUUUCAUAUACCAUUGCCUGAGUAUGCUAGUUUUGACAAAUCAAACUUCACAGGUGUCAAACUUGAACCAGAUGGCAAUGGCAUUAGUUCUGCUAAGGUGAACUCCGGCUUCUUCGCGACGUUAGUCCAAGCCGGAGAUGUGAAGGCAGUUUUCACCGGCCAUGAUCACCUCAAUGACUUCUGUGGUAAGUUAACCGGCAUAAACCUAUGUUAUGCCGGAGGAUUCGGAUACCAUGCAUAUGGAAAGGCUGGAUGGUCUAGGAGAUCAAGAGUGGUGGUAGCUCGCUUGGAGAAGACGCCGGAAGGAGCUUGGGGAGAUGUCAAGUCAAUAAAUACCUGGAAACGCCUCGACGAUCAAAAUUUUACUCAAAUUGAUGGACAAGUUCUUUGGAGCAAUAGCUUUUGAAGUAAAUACUUGCAAUAAUCUUUUGGCUUUCUUGUUACUAAAUUAUGUUACUAAAUUUUCUUAGCAUAUUGCAAAUGAAAAAUCAUUGUUAUUACUUUAAGAGAAUGGGGAAAGUGGGAUAUGGAAAAUUAUUCUGUUGUAAACUAAAGUUCUUUGAAGGAAAUUAGGUAAACAGUGCUAAAUUAUUAUGUGAUUUUAGAACAA